Molecule: messenger RNA, 2051 nt
Organism: Calypte anna (Anna's hummingbird)
Lineage: Eukaryota; Metazoa; Chordata; Aves; Apodiformes; Trochilidae
Gene: ZBTB7B
Product: zinc finger and BTB domain containing 7B
Exons: 3
Coding region: 90-1520 (476 amino acids)
Biological process (GO): regulation of transcription by RNA polymerase II; positive regulation of gene expression
Molecular function (GO): RNA polymerase II cis-regulatory region sequence-specific DNA binding; protein binding; DNA-binding transcription factor activity, RNA polymerase II-specific
Source: RefSeq, a predicted model, not a curated record
CCACCGUCUUGGGCCGCGGCCGCCCUUGACCUGAGGUUGCUUUUGCCGGGGAGUGGACGCGGUGCCGGGUUUGACGUGGGGUGAGGACCAUGGCCAGCCCGGAGGACGACCUCAUUGGCAUCCCCUUCCCCGAGCACAGCAGCGAGCUUCUGAGCUGCCUGAAUGAGCAGCGGCAGCUGGGGCUGCUCUGCGAUGUCACCAUCAAGACGCAAGGGCUGGAGUAUCGCACCCACCGCGCCGUCCUGGCCGCCUCCAGCCGCUACUUCAAGAAGCUUUUUGCCGGGCCUGGUCCGGGCCAGGAGGUCUGUGAGCUGGACUUUGUCGGGCCGGAGGCUUUGGGGGCUUUGCUGGAAUUUGCCUACACGGCCACUUUGACCAUCAGCAGCGCCAACAUGGGCGAGGUGCUGCGGGCGGCCAGGCUGCUGGAGAUCCCCUGCGUCAUCGCCGCCUGCGUCGAGAUCCUGCAGGGCAGCGGCAUGGAGGCGCCCGGCCCCGACGACGGCGACUGCGAACGCGCCCGCCGCUACCUGGAGGCUUUCGCCACCCUCCCCGAGGGCGAAGCCCCUGCCCCGCCGCCCCCGCGACCCGCUGCCCGCCGCAGCAAGAAAACCCGCAAGUUCCUGCAAGCCCGCGGUGCCCGGCUCAACAACCACGCCGAGGAGUCCCCUGCCCCGGCCGAGGGCUGCGACAGCCCCCCGCCGCCCCCCCUGCCGCCCUCGCCCCCCCUGCCCGAGGGGCUGCCCCUGCCCUACGACAGCUUCGAGCUGCCCGAGGAGGAGGAGCUGCCCCCGCACCCCUUCCCCUUCCCCUACCAGCCCCCCCUGUCCCCUGAGGAGGGCGACGAGGACGAGGACGCCAUCGACCCCGACCUGAUGGCGUACCUGAGCUCGCUGCACCACGAGUCGCUGGCGCCGGGGCUGGAUUCGCCCGACAAGCUGGUGCGGAAACGCCGCUCGCAGAUGCCCCAGGAGUGCCCCGUCUGCCACAAGGUCAUCCAUGGCGCCGGCAAACUGCCCCGCCACAUGCGCACCCACACCGGCGAGAAGCCCUUCGCCUGCCAGGUCUGCGGGGUCCGCUUCACACGGAACGACAAGCUGAAGAUCCACAUGCGGAAACACACGGGUGAGCGGCCCUACUCCUGCCCGCACUGCAGCGCCCGCUUCCUGCACAGCUACGACCUGAAGAACCACCUGCACCUGCACACGGGUGCCCGCCCCUAUGAGUGCUACCUCUGCCACAAGGCCUUUGCCAAGGACGACCACCUCCAGCGGCACCUCAAGGGCCAGAACUGCCUGGAGGUGCGAACCCGACGCCGACGCCGCGACGAAGCCCCCGCGCCGCCCCCCGCCGCCCCCAGCCUUGACCUCUCCAACGGGCGCCUGGAGGGGCUGCGCCUCUCCCUCGCCCGCUUUUGGGGGCCAGGGCAGCCCGAGGAAGAGGAAGAAGAGCCCGAGGGGGAGGAAGUGUCACAACCAGACGUCGUGGUGAAGAUGGAGACCGUGAAGGUGGAGACGGCGUAGGGGUUGCCGCCAUGGCGGGGCCGGUCCCGGCCUGGGGGGUGGGUCUGGUCCCGUUCUGACCCUGUCACGGUUCGUUCCCAGUUAUGCAAAGGGGGAAACACCCCCCUGGCCGAUUUGCACAAUGGGGUGGAGGGGGUCCCCACCACCCCCCACCGUGCCCGGACCCCCUUGAUGCAUCUUGGCCCCCUUGAUGUGUCUGGGCCAUUCCCCACAUCCCCCCCCCUGUGCCUGGACCCCCUCAAUGCAUCAGGACCCCCAUGACAUGUCUGGGCACCCCCCACCAUGCCCGGAUCCCCCCUGGAAUAUCCAGGCAGUGGAGUCCCAGCAGGGGGGGGCAGGGGGAAGCAGGACCGGGGUGUCCCCCCUCGAAACCCCCUGUGGAUGCCCCCCCCUCCAAAGGGGUUGGGGCCAGGCGAGGGUGCCCACGGACCGAGCCCCUCCGGCAAUCGAGAGCUCCCUGGUUGCCGGGGGGGGGGAUGUCCGCCACCCCGUGCUGUACAUAGCUUGUCCCCCCCCCUCCCCGCCCCGAGC